AUGGAGGACAGGAGGAAUAUCGUCGUCGUCGGAGGUGGUGUUAUUGGCUCCACCACAGCCUACUAUCUUACCCGCCAUCCCAAGUUCAACAGCGCACUUCAUACCAUCACACUUCUCGAAGCUGCCCCUACUGUGGCAGCCGGCGCAUCAGGCAAGGCUGGUGGUCUUCUGGCACUAUGGGCAUAUCCGGACUGCCUGGUUCCUCUCUCAUAUCGGUUGCAUGCCGAGCUUGCCGCUGAACAUGACGGCCCUCAAAAAUGGGGUUAUCGUCAACUUGGCUGUGGAAGCUUUGAAGCCGUAGUCUCAAGCGAUAAAGUCAAGUCGCUUCAAACUAACGGUAGCGCCAAUCACGGUCAGGAUGGGAAGGAAUGGGAGAAGCUUCCCAAGCAAAACGGUGCAGCAAAAGAACUUUUGAAAGCAGCCAACUUGCCAAAGGAUCUCGACUGGGUGGACCGUGAGAUUAUCGAGAGCUGGUCUGAGAUGGGUGCGCCAGGCAAGACGGAAACAUCACAAGUGCAUCCACUACACUUUACGACAUCCAUCGCCGGACUGGCCCAGCAAGGCGGUGCCCAAAUACACACCAACGCAAAAGUGAUAAAGAUUAAUUCCUCAAAGACUGGCGUCGAGAGCAUAGAGUACCUGGAUCGCAACACGGAUGAGAAAAAGACCAUCCAAAAUGUGACAGAUGUCGUCGUGGCGGCAGGCCCGUGGACAAACAGAGUGAUACCCCGAACCAGGAUCGAGAGUCUAAGAGCGCACAGCGUUGUCUACGACGUCAACCUCAGUCCCUACGCAGUCUUUACAGAUAUCCAGCUCCCAGCAGACUUUGUCCCUGAGCAUCGUGCCAAGAUGGGACAGAAGAGGAGGCACAGGGGCAAUGUUGAUCCUGAAAUCUACGCCAGACCAUUCAACGAGGCUUAUGCCUGUGGUGAGCCAGAUACCAAUGUGCCACUCCCCGACACAGCAGACCAGGUAGAAUGUGACGAAGCUCAAUGCGACGACAUAAUCUCCUACAUCAGCACAUUCAGUUCCGUCUUGGCCGCCGCGCCUGUCAAAGCCAAGCAAGCAUGUUACCUCCCACGACAUAUACGGUUUGGACAGGAGAGCGGCCCUCUGAUCGGCAGGACGAGCGUCCCUGGCCUAUUUGUUGCCGCAGGUCACACGUGCUGGGGCAUCCAAAACGGCCCUGGCACGGGCAAGCUCAUGUCUGAGUAUGUGUUUGAUGGAGUUGCCAAGAGUGCGGAUGUUGAGAAGUUGGAUCCUCGAAAGUUCAAAGUUUAA
Molecule: messenger RNA, 1281 nt
Organism: Fusarium pseudograminearum CS3096
Lineage: Eukaryota; Fungi; Ascomycota; Sordariomycetes; Hypocreales; Nectriaceae
Exons: 3
Coding region: 1-1281 (426 amino acids)
Biological process (GO): retrograde transport, endosome to Golgi
Cellular component (GO): late endosome; cytoplasm
Molecular function (GO): oxidoreductase activity
Source: RefSeq, a predicted model, not a curated record